Molecule: messenger RNA, 867 nt
Organism: Oppiella nova
Lineage: Eukaryota; Metazoa; Arthropoda; Arachnida; Sarcoptiformes; Oppiidae
Source: the annotation of a GenBank genome assembly
AUGUAUUCAAAAAGUUUGGUUAGGCCGAACGCCUACAUCUGUGCUCAGGGACCUAAUGAGUAUACAAUCAUUGACUUUUGGUCUAUGAUAUGGCAAAGUCAGUCACAUAUGGUGGUUAUGCUCACUAAAGUAUUUGAUUUCAUACGUGUUAUGUGCGCCCAAUACUGGCCCACAACCAUUAACUCAUCCGAAGUGUACGGACCCUUUGAAGUGACGUUAAUCGAUGAGGAAAAGACUGCCGAUUAUGUGAUCCGUACCAUUAAACUCAAGUUUGGACCUAAUGAAAUCCUGAGAUCGAAGCGUUCCGGAAGUUUAGAUUCAGACUCAGGAGAGUAUAGGAUUAUAUAUCAACUACAUUACCACAGCUGGUCAGCCAACUCGUGUCCAUUUUCCGACUCUAUACUCAGAUUUCGCAAAAGAGUUAAACUUUAUUGCGAAGAAUUACGUGAUAUUAAUAAUGGACCAUUGAUUGUUCACUGCAGUGACGGGUGCGGCAGAACCGGAGCUUAUGUAUGUUUGGACGCAAACUUACAGUUGGCUGAAGAGGAAGGCUUUGUCGAUGUUUUCAAUUAUACUAAACUAUUGCGCGAAUCUCGUAAAGGGAUGAUUGAAAACGAAGAACAGUACCGGUUUAUAUAUCAGACUCUCGAAGAAUCUUAUAUCUGCGGCAAGACGUGGUUUCCUUCCAGUGAUAUAUCACAACAAAUGAAACACAAAUCCCUUAAAAAUCCAAUAACUAAACAGAAUGAAUAUCAACGAGAAUUUCAUAAACUAAUGAAAAUGACUUCAAAGUUAUCAAUUGGUGAAUGUGCUGGCGGUCAUCGCAUUGAGAACAGGGAUAAAAAUAGAGACGUUUCUAUAGUUCCC